Molecule: messenger RNA, 2893 nt
Organism: Ylistrum balloti
Lineage: Eukaryota; Metazoa; Mollusca; Bivalvia; Pectinida; Pectinidae
Product: DNA repair and recombination protein RAD54B-like
Exons: 27
Coding region: 101-2818 (905 amino acids)
Biological process (GO): reciprocal meiotic recombination; double-strand break repair via homologous recombination
Cellular component (GO): nucleus
Molecular function (GO): DNA translocase activity; ATP-dependent chromatin remodeler activity; ATP binding
Source: RefSeq, a predicted model, not a curated record
UUUUCCCAUUUAAUUUUGUCAAGUGUCCGAAAUAUGGGUAGCCACUCCAAGUUGUAAAACUGCUCAUUUGGUUUGGGCUAAGCCACUGAGGCAUUGCAGUAUGAGGAGAUCUGGGGCUCCGAGUCAAGGAGGUGUGGCCAAACGUCCAAGGUUUUCAGCUCCGUUCAAGACCCCAGUCCAGGACAGUCAUCAUCAGCAGGCUACAUCAGUUUCCCAAAUAAAACAAGACAUAACCACCAAAGUCGUUCAACCAGAAACAGAUGUGAAAAAUGUGGUAACGCAUUCAGAAGUAACACAGCAGACAGAACCACAACAAGAAGUCAACAAAGUCUCUAAACAUCAUUUUAAAUUACCAUUACAUGUGCGUUCAUCAGCGGUGGACAAUCGCCUUCCACAGGAAACUAACAAAAAUGGAGCACAAGAGACAGCUACUGAAGGACAGACCAGAUACCUGAAUGUCAUGUGGUGUAAGAGAUCAAACAAGAAGCACAAAAAAUGGGAAGGAGAUGCAAUACUUAUAACAAAGGGAAGAUCAGUGACACUGCUUGAUAUGGAUGGAAAAGAAAUUGGUAAAUCUUCCGGCUACAAAUCUACAGAGUUAGAAACACUGAAGGAUGAUGAAACCUUAGUUGUUGGCGGUAAAGAAAUCCAGGUGAUGUCUGUGAUGACGCAACAACAGUUUAAGUCAGGGAAAUGCUUCUCUGCUUCAUCACUAACACAAUCAGCUCCCAGUCCUUCAUUGUUACAAAGUGGGACCAUCAAUAAAGCAUUUGUUAGCCCACAGACACAGGGCCACUCUACACAGACUGCUGUCAAACCUACGGCCUCCACCACACAGUACCAAGUACAGCCUAGACACAGCAUAGAUCAGCCUGGUGCUCUGGUGAUGCCAAGACCAGGCAAACAACACCAGUGGUUUACAAACAAGAACUCCCUGCCCAUUGUUGAUGUGGUUGUCGACCCACACAUAGCGUCCCAUCUUCGUCCACACCAGAGAGAGGGAGUGAUCUUCCUUUACGAGUGCAUCAUGGGAUUCAGAGAUUUUGGCGGCCAAGGGGCCAUUCUUGCAGAUGACAUGGGCCUCGGGAAAACUCUGCAGUGUAUUGCUCUAAUAUGGACUCUCCUCAAGCAGGGACCAUAUGGUGGCCGACCCGUAAUGAAGAAGGCUCUCAUCAUUACCCCAGGCAGUUUAGUCAAGAACUGGCAGAAGGAAAUAAAGAAAUGGUUAGGCAAUGAACGCUUGUCAGUGUAUGCUGUCAGUACAGAUCAACGUGUUGAGGAUUUCAUGAAUACUGCUAUAUAUCCUGUCCUCAUCAUAUCAUAUGAAAUGUUUGUGCGAGCGUAUGAGAUGAUCCAGAAACUCCGGUUUGAUCUCAUCAUCUGUGAUGAAGGACACAGACUGAAAAACACAGCAAUCAAAACAACAUCUCUGAUCAUGUCACUACCCACCAGAAAGAGAGUGGUACUGACAGGAACACCAAUACAGAAUGAUCUUCAAGAGUUUUACUCCAUCGUAGAGUUCUGUAAUCCAGGAAUACUAGGAUCAAGCUCUGCUUUCAAGAAUAUUUAUGAGAAUCCGAUUGUAGCCUCACGUCAACCUGGAGCAAGUCAGGAGGUACUAGACAUUGGGGAGGAACGUGCCUCAGAACUGUCUCGUCUCAUCAAACUUUUCCUGCUACGGCGCACACAGGAAAUCAAUAACAAAUAUCUACCGCCAAAAAGUGAAGUGGUGGUUUUCUGUAGCCCAUCAGACCUACAGAUGCAGCUGUAUCGAGUUCUGUUGAGUUGCCGGCUAAUUAGGGCAUGUCUGACUGGACAGAUGGAGGGAGCGCCACACUUGAUUUGUAUAGGAGCCUUAAAACAGCUUUGUAAUCACCCAUUACUCCUCCACAGCAAAGCCAAGAAUGCACAUCAAAACAGCCUAGAUGAGGAAUCGUCAGUGUACGAAGGAUUAUUCCCUCUCUACCCAGAAGGAUUGCUAGAGGAGGAGCAUUUGGAGAGAUUCUCUGGGAAGCUGCAAGUGCUGGCAGGGCUCUUAGCAGACCUCCAUAAGCAGUGUCCAACAGAGAAGGUGGUUCUUGUGUCCAACCAUACAAAGACUUUAGACGUGCUGCAGAAGUUUUGCGACCAGAAAAGGUAUGGCUUUCUUAGACUUGAUGGCCAGACACCUACAAACCGACGUCAGGAACUUGUCACAAAGUUUAACAACAAAUUUUCUAAAGAAUUUGUAUUCCUGUUGAGUUCCAAGGCUGGAGGUGUGGGUCUGAACCUGAUAGGAGCCUCCAGAUUGGUGCUGUAUGAUAUUGACUGGAACCCUGCCAAUGAUCUACAGGCUAUGGCACGAGUGUGGCGUGAUGGACAGACAAAACAGGUUUAUAUCUACAGAUUACUAACCACUGGCUCCAUUGAGGAAAAGAUCUACCAGCGACAGAUCACCAAGCAGGGCCUCAGUGGAGCAGUCAUGGAAUCUAAGGCAGGAAAAAAUGAUGUGCAAUUCUCUAGGGAGGACCUUAAGGAUUUAUUUUCUCUGAAUGUCAAUACGCUGUGUGACACGCAUGAACUUCUAUGCUGUGACUGUCAGGGAGGCAUAGACACAGUAGGGGGUUCGUCAUCCUCAGGUACAGCUCUCUCGAGUGUCAGACCUUGUCAGUUAGGGUCUGGCAGCAACCAAAAGGCUGCUAAGCGGAACCUUGGAAUGGAGGAGUUGAUGGACUGGAAACAUGUACGAGGGAACAGUGGCCAAACCAAUCCUGAAUGGUUCCUAGAUGGCGUUACAGGGGAUGUUUCUUUCAUAUUUUGGCAUGAGACCAAGUCAUAAUGCCGUUUCUGUUGAUAUGUGGACCAUUACCCGAGUCUUUCAGUGUCUACAAAUAUAUAUUUAAUACAUUCUUCA